Messenger RNA from Wasmannia auropunctata (little fire ant), 1381 nucleotides. Its product is annotated as UV radiation resistance-associated gene protein-like. The transcript has 3 exons. Lineage: Eukaryota; Metazoa; Arthropoda; Insecta; Hymenoptera; Formicidae. Bases 362 to 1264 code for a protein of 300 amino acids. The record is from RefSeq and is a predicted model, not a curated record.
GACUGCAGGGGGCCGUGUGUGUGAGGAGCUGUCAGAAUUUGUCAAAUGUUAUCACGUCCGUUCUCUUCUCUGUGGGAUGCAGAUUACACGUAUGGGCGAUCGAAUGACUCGAGUCGUGACGUGAGACUUAACGACCAGUUAGCCUCUCCGUAGUUAAUACGCUUAUCAGUUGCUGAAUACAAAAUUUAUUUAGUUGCAUUUUAAUCGUGAGAAAUCGGUAUAACCUGCCUGCGCGCGUACGCGGUUUACAAUUACGUUUAUUUUGUUUCGAUCAAGCCGUCCGGUGUUGUCUUCCUCUCACACCGACGUAAACUAUCUCUGUCGACCGAAUGAUACCAUCGCGGUACUAUGAAGUUGCACGAUGGAGCUUUCCGAAUCGCGAAAUCUUGUUAAGGAUUUAGAUCUAACCCUACAACCGCGAAUCGCCCCGCGAUAUAAAACCUGGCUUCCCCUCGCCACCCAACAGUUGCGGCUCAGAGGUUUAGUACAAAUAAUAGGCCAUAAUUUGAAAGCUAAUGUAAAUGGGGAGAUAUGUUGGUUCUAUUACACGUUACACAGAUCAAGCAUGUCGUCUCCAUUGUACACAAGCGAGGCGAUCGACAAUGCUAAUCCAAGGUGGUCAAGUCUCGAAGUGCCGACCCUGCAUGCCACAGGUUAUUCAACGGCUAGUGAGAUUAUCCUGAGGGUGUGGAAACACUCGAUGCCAUGCGAUAAUACAGCCGAUGUGACCCUCUUUACAUGGGGAGUGUCGUUCACAGGAUUGGCGUAUAUCGGUCCUAAGCUACCACCUAAUCUGGAGACUAUCCUAAAGGAAAAUUCUUUGAUAUUCUAUUUUCACGGUGGAUACUUUACCCCCGCGUACUGUUUCACAGCAGCUCUGGACUCGAAGCGCUACCUUUAUAUGACUAUGACUGCAUCUGAAGUAAAGAACAGUUAUACCGUGAAUAAGCUUAGCAGUUUAAGAAGCAAAAUGCAGGCACUAAAGCAACAAACGGAGUCGGUGCAAGCGCUCAGAGUGCGCAUCGCCUCCGGUGAUGAUUUUCACACUCCCAAAUAUCCACAGACAACUUUGAACAGACUGUUACAACCGCGGAGAGUCAACAGGGAAAAGAAAUUGGAGAUUAUGAAGAUACGUAAAGAGCUGGAAAUGGCUAAAUUUAGAACAAAAUUGUUGGAGCAAGAGAGAGCGCGAAAAAUGGGAGAGAUUCGUGUACUGAAUCAAUUACACACUAAUAUUGUUGAAGAAAAUCAAGAUCAAGGUUAGUAUAUGUGCGCGCGUAUGUUGCUUAUAUUGCGGAUAUUCUAAAUAAAGGCAGGGUUGCCACAAAACUGGAAAUCUAUGGAAGGGAAAAGCUAUUUUACAAAAUUUUCUGGAAAAUUA